This is a messenger RNA of Diaporthe amygdali, 2256 nucleotides long. Its product is annotated as origin recognition complex subunit 1. Gene Ontology annotation, cellular component: nuclear origin of replication recognition complex. Gene Ontology annotation, molecular function: ATP binding; DNA replication origin binding; chromatin binding. The transcript is spliced from 3 exons. Bases 1 to 2256 code for a protein of 751 amino acids. Gene Ontology annotation, biological process: mitotic DNA replication checkpoint signaling; DNA replication initiation. Lineage: Eukaryota; Fungi; Ascomycota; Sordariomycetes; Diaporthales; Diaporthaceae. The record is from RefSeq and is a predicted model, not a curated record.
AUGCCUUCUGCCACUUCAUCACGGCCCUCGAGGAGGAGCAAGCCGGCCGUUUUGCCAGGCAUUGCAAGAGAGGACUCCGACGACGAGCUGGGCGUUGAUGAUCACCCCUGGGAAUGGAUCUACGCCGACAGCCGAGAAGACUCGCCGGUCGGAGGGUCUUCCCGCAAGAGAAAGCGUGCACUGGAGGACGAAGAGGCGCAGAUCGUCGGUGCAAGGAUGGGCUCGUUCGCGUGUCGGCUGGGUGAUAUUGUCCUCCUAAAAGCAGAGACGUCUGGUGAAGCCUGGAUCGCUAUCAUACGCGAAUUCUUAGAGGAUGAUGAUGGGGAGAUGGCUGCCAACUUCUUGUGGUUCUCGUCCGAGAAGGAGAUACGGAACAAACACAAGAAGAGGAUGGAUUUCCUCUGGAAUGAGUUAUACAUAACUCCAACCUCGGACUUGAACCCCCUGGCAGCUAUCAAUGGGAGGGCGAAGGUCGUUUCACUGGAAGCGUUCCAAAAACUCUAUCCCAACGGGAAGGUACCAAGGAGCUCGAAAGACCAUGGCAAAAUCUUUGUUUGUCGCAGAGGUUGUAACACAAGAACGGCCACAUACACUGAUGAGUUUGUAUGGGAAGACGUCUAUCACGGAUUCGACGACAUCCACGAGCUGGAAGACUUGGUUGAAGGUGGAACGAAGCCGACGAGGAAACGGAAAGCAGCGAGACAAGCAACUCCGGACGCCCUUUACGAUGCUGUUGAGGAAGGUGGCGAGGAGGAAAGGGGCCAGAAGCGAACGCCGCGGAAGCCGUCCAGCCACCUUGGCACGCCGAAGAAACCACGCUCUGCGGGCAAGCCAGUGACACCCUCGUCUCACAGAAAGAUAGUGUUGAAGAAGCACCUCGAGUUCACGCCCUUGGCGACCCGCAUCCUCUCACCAAGCCACCAUCAAUCCUCUCCGUUCCAAUUGGCCCGAGCCAACCUUCAUGUUGCGUCCGUGCCAACCAGCCUCCCGUGUCGAGAGGCAGAAUUCAGUCUUGUCUACUCUCACCUCGAGGCUGCUAUCACAGAUGGCAUGGGAACCUGCAUUUACAUCUCUGGAACUCCUGGUACAGGAAAGACUGCAACCGUGAGGGAAGUGGUUUCCCGGCUAGACGAGUCCGUGAGAUCGGACGAGCUGGACGAUUUCAUCUUCGUCGAGAUCAACGGCAUGAAGAUCACGGAUCCGCACCAGGCAUACUCGCUCCUGUGGGAGGCGCUUAAGGGGCAACGAGUCAGCCCGGCGCAGGCUCUGGAUCUUUUGGAAAGAGAAUUCAGCCACCCUAGCCCACGUCGCGUGCCAUGUGUGGUACUCAUGGAUGAGUUGGACCAGCUGGUCACGAAGAACCAGGGAGUCAUGUACAACUUCUUCAACUGGCCUGGACUGAGACACAGCCGGCUGAUUGUGUUGGCUGUGGCGAACACUAUGGAUCUGCCUGAGCGCACGUUGAGCAACAAAAUCAGCAGUCGCUUGGGAUUAACGCGAAUCACCUUCCCCGGAUACAACCACGAGCAACUCAUGAAAAUCGUGCAGUCCAGACUCGAAGGCGUCCCCGGAAACAUUGUCGAGCCAGACGCCAUUCAGUUCGCAAGCCGCAAGGUCGCGGCCGUCAGCGGAGAUGCCAGACGGGCGCUUGAUAUUUGCAGAAGAGCGGUGGAGUUGGCAGAGGUGGAGGCUAAAACAGCAGACUCAAUAUCGGAGCCCUCGACGCCGAGCAAGAGGCAGAGGGAGAAGGAGGCGAAGGGCGAGGCCCCAAGCAAAAAAAAGAAUCUCGGGAGGGUCACUAUUGACACGGUACGGCGAGCAAUCAACGAGGCGACGAGCAGCCCACUACAACAGUACCUGCGUACUCUGCCUUUUGCGUCAAGGCUAUUGCUGUCCGCGCUCCUGGCGAGGACGCAGCGAACUGGCCUCGCAGAGAGCACAUACGGAGACGUGCUCGAGGAGAUGCAGCGGUCGCUGAAGCUUGCUCCUGACAGUCGCCAGUUGCAGCUACUAGAAAGAAAAGCACGACCAGCCAGUGGCAAUUCGUGGGAGAAUAGAGCACGCCAUGAUGCAAAGGGUGUUCGCCUUGCGGGCCUAGGGGCUGCUGCCGUCGAUCUCACAGGGGCGGGAAUCAUCAAUCUCGAGGCACAAAAAGCCGAGCGGCCGAGCAAGAUCCGCCUCGCAGUUGGGGACGAGGAGGUCCGGCUGGCGUUCCGAGACGAUCCUGAGAUAAAGGCGCUGAGCCUCAUCAUGUAG